This is a messenger RNA of Folsomia candida, 3876 nucleotides long. RefSeq names its product narbonolide/10-deoxymethynolide synthase PikA2, modules 3 and 4. Gene Ontology annotation, molecular function: 3-oxoacyl-[acyl-carrier-protein] synthase activity; fatty acid synthase activity. NCBI's taxonomy places the organism in Eukaryota, Metazoa, Arthropoda, Collembola, Entomobryomorpha, Isotomidae. The record is from RefSeq and is a predicted model, not a curated record. The coding region runs from base 1 to 3876 and encodes 1291 amino acids. The transcript has 14 exons. Gene Ontology annotation, biological process: fatty acid biosynthetic process.
AUGAAAUAUGGAUUCAACGAUAAAACUCCGGCGAAUCUACGUGCUAUCAUACAAGGAGUUGGACAUGACGGCGCAUGGGUGACAUAUGCCCGAACAGAGGAAGAAGCCAAGAAAGCUCUCAUUCUACUCAAAUCGCUGCGGAACUGUUAUACUAAUCGGAACGUCGUUCUCAUGGCGGGCCCAGGUCUACCAGAGAAACUCAGGAUUCUUCUCAACACGAUAUUUGACGCGGUAUUUCCCCUGAUCCCGCUACAAUCCACUGACGAAAACGAAUUUGUGGACGAAAUGUUUCUACAAGUCUAUUCUUUGACGAUUUUUAAACGUAUACUUCUCAUGGAACCAGACUCAUUGGUGUUGGAAAAUUCUGAUGAUUUAUUCCUACAAAGUGAAGCACGGGUUGCCUUGGCUAAAAAAACGGACGCACUACUCCCAAUUCUUUUCGAACCGUCGAUAAAAUUGUGCCAUGAAUUCCGUCAAGAACUUCAGAAGAGUGGAGGAAUUCAACAAAUCAUAAUGUCGAAGCUCGAUGUGAACUGGCUGAAUACGGAGUGUUUAAUUCGAUUUGAUGCAAAAUACUGCCCUGAAAGGAAUCUGUCUUAUCCCAAAAUCACGGUCACGGAACCAAUGUCAACGGACAUAGAAUCGAAGGAAAUUUUCGAGAAUAUGGAUUACUAUCGAUGCAUUGAAGCUUAUGUCAACAAUUUGUUGAAUGGAGGUUUAGAUGUCAAGAAACCAACGAAGAGGGAACCAAUAGCCAUCAUCGGAAUGUCGUGCCGCAUGCCAGGAUCAAACAAUGUAUCCGAAUUCUGGAAAAUCUUUACCGAAGGAAAGUGUGCAAUUAGACCACUUCCAACCGAUCGCUGGACAAAGGACCAAUGUUACGACUUGACAAGUGCACAACGGGAAAUCCAGGCUGGUUGGUUGUCCUGUCCAAUUGACACCUGUGACCCCAAGUUUUUCGGUCUUAGUCACAACGAAAUGAUCUGGACCGAUCCACAACACAGAAUUCUGCUUGAACUUGUAUGGGAAGCCAUGGAAGAUGCUGGGGUCCCCGCUUCAUCAGUGUAUGGAACUAAUACUGGUGUCUUCUCUGGCCCGUUCACACAAGGUUAUUUGGAAAUGACUAACAAAUGGAAAUCAUCGGGGGACUGGUUUCGAAACUACAUGGGAAAUUCGAUAGGCACUCUUUCCUCCCGAAUCGCGCAUUUCCUUGGAUUAACAGGUCCCAACAUAUCAACAGAAUCUGGUUGUUCAUCAUCUGGUGUCGCUCUUGGCAUGGCAAUUAAUGCUCUAGGCAAGGGGGAAGCAAACCUUGGUCGCGUAUUCGACACUGAAGCAAACGGAUAUGUUCGUGGUGAAGGAUGUGGUGUUCUUUUACUUAAGCGACUCUCUGAUGCUGUGCGAGAUCACGACAGGGUCCAUGGAGUUAUUCUAGGUUAUGGUCAAUCACAAGACGGGCUAAGCAAAAGUAUGGGUACACCGACUGUUGGUGGUGAAGCUGCUGCUAUUGAAAUGGCACUUAACGACGCAGGCAUAAGCCCCAUUGACGUUCAACUAGUGGAAGCACACGGGACGGGCACAGCUGUGGGUGAUCCAAUGGAGAUUAAAGCAAUUGAGGCUGUUUAUUCAUCCAUCGAAAGAAAAGUCCCCCUCAUAAUCACGGCGGGAAAGGCUAACUUAGGUCACACAGAAUCAGUUUCAUGCACUGCAGGAAUUAUAAAGACGUUGCAGAUGAUGAAGCACAAUUAUGUCCCGAGACAGAUCGGGCUGGAUAACAUUAACCCGCUAAUUUUACCAGCACUAGAGACUAUUCCUGCCGAAAUAUCAGCCACUGGCCGAUCCUGGUAUGAAACGGAACAGGAUCACCGAAAAAUUGCCGGGGUUUCUUCUUUCGGCAUAACUGGAACAAAUACUCACACGAUUAUGAAAGAAUGGGAUCCAAAACUCGAUAACUGCUUUAAUAAUAUUCAGGAGCAAGCCCGAUUUGACAUUACCACAAUCUUGACAAUCUCCACCCAAACUGAAACCGCAUUAGAAGAAUACAUAGCCCGAUACAAAAAAUUUCUAUCGAAUUCGACUGAUAAGUUUAAUGAUGUCGCCUACACUGCAAACACGGGAAGAACUCACUUUCAACAUCGAAUUGCCCUUCACGCAACAAGUGGAAUGGAAGCUUUCCAAAAGCUUAAUCAAAAGAAAUAUAAAAUUAGUCAGAAGGUGCCUGAGAAAAGGCCGUUGAUAUUCCUUUUCCCAGGACAGGGAUCACAAUUCUAUGGCAUGGGUAGACAAUUAUAUCAUUCACAUCCGGUUUUUAGCACUGCCUUUGAUCACGCCGAAACCAUUUUGAACGAUAUGUUCAACCUGAAACUCAAUUCAAGUUCCAUAUUCGUCGUUGAAUACUGUCUUAUGAAAUUACUGGAGUCUUGGGGGGUCGUUCCUGAUGCAGUUAUUGGUCAUUCACUGGGCGAGUUCGGGGCUGCAGUUGCAGCUGGAUUUAUAACUCUGGAAGACGGGUUGCUUAUGCUCGGAACCCGAUGCAGAUUAAUUGAUGCUCUCCCUAGCGGACGAAUGGUGGCGAUUAACACACGCUUGGACCAUGCUAAUUCAUUGUUGCAAGUCUUCUUGAAGGCUCAACAAUGUAAUUCAGGAGCGCACAAGGACUCUUGGCUAGAUAUUGCUGCUGUAAACUCACCCACACAGACCGUCCUUUCUGGACCCACAUGUACAGUGCUCGACUUUGCUGACUUCUGCAAGAAUAACGGGGUAAAGGCACAUGUUCUUGCUUCGGAACAUGCCUUCCAUUUUCGUCAUAUGGACCAAAUACUGCGAGAAUAUGAAAACGUUCUAUGCUCAAUCGAUUUCAAAUCAGGCAAUCACAUUAAAUUUUUUUCUGGCCUGGACGGAAAACAAGUUUCGCCUGCUAACGUUGACUACUGGAAACGACACACCCGGGACGCGGUACAAUUCUGCGGAGGAAUUGAAAAUCUAGAAAAGUUUUUUACUUCUGUUCCAAUUUUGUUCGUAGAAGUCGGACCACAUCCUAUUUUAUCCGCGUUAGUUCACGCGAAUGUAUCGCCUGCUUGCGAUAUCAAAUGUUUACCCACAAUGCGUAACAGCAAAACGACAACUGAAACUGAGCUACAAGAAGCCAUUUGUUCUAUGAAAAAUGACGUCGUUACAAGAAGUUACCCUCUGAAAGAUGUUCAUCCUUGGCUGGGAGAAAUGAUGGUAUUUCCCGGGAUGAAGUCACAAAGACAAGAAAUAGAAACGCAAUACAGGAACGAAGUAGGAUUAACGAUCUACCCAUAUGUGGCAGAUCAUAAAAUCUUCGAGUUUAUAUUAGUUCCAGCUGCGGUAUUCUUAGAAAUUGCGCUACGCGCGUCUACGCUUCAUGGCAUGGGAUUUCCGAUCGUGCUGACAAACUUCGGAAUUCAAGCGGCGCUCCAACUGGAAAACGAUAACUUACAGCUUUGCACAACGGUUGUAUAUGAUAAUGAUGGUGAAAGUAAAAUUGGAGCUAUUAGGUCAUACUCUAAACAGAUAACUUCGGCAGAGCAAGAUUGGCAACUGCAUACAGAAUGUGAAUUUCAACCUGAAUUUUCGUACUCUUCAGUGGUGACCGGCUUGAUAUUUGAAGGUAUCGACACUAUUCGAAAACGUGUCAAACAAAUUCGAGACCCUGUGACGAUGUACCAAUCCCUUUACGAUAUGGGCUACAAGUUUGAUCAACGUGAUCUGUGUCAUCCAAUUCUUUUGGACGGGAUGUUGCAGGCGUCCAUUAUCUUGAAGGAAGAGACUAAUUCAAUUGGCCAGCUCAAAGUUCCUGUUGGUCCCGAGAAACUAUUUCUGUCUAUAUCCAUUGUAACAAAAACAAUGUAA